Pistacia vera is the source of this 458-nucleotide messenger RNA. RefSeq names its product reticulon-like protein B9. The transcript has 4 exons. NCBI's taxonomy places the organism in Eukaryota, Viridiplantae, Streptophyta, Magnoliopsida, Sapindales, Anacardiaceae. The record is from RefSeq and is a predicted model, not a curated record. Bases 1 to 441 code for a protein of 146 amino acids.
AUGACAUUUUUUGACCCUAACAGUUUUCCUCCAACAGAACUCAACGAAGUUUACUUUCUUCGGGAGGAAAUAACUGAAUCAGCCGCGCUUUUGAUCGGAAUGACAGUGAUAUGGUUUCUUGUUGAGGUUAUGGAGUACAAUUUCGUGGGUCUCCUCUGUCAUAUUUCCAUUUCCUUAAUACUUAUAAUUUACAUAAGGAUUUGGCUUAUUACAAGUUUCUACUGGGAUCCCCUCAACAUUCUCGGAAUAACUUACUUUGAAGCCAGAUUUAGAGAAUUAAUUGCUCACAUUUUCUGCUCAAGAUUUGAUUUCGUCUUAGGAAACUUUCUCAGAAUCGCAUAUGGGCAAAAUCCAACACUCUUGAUUCUGGUUUUCUCUGCAUCGAAACAUUGUAUUUUCUGGGCAAGCGAUACUGGAAACAACAACCUCAACCCGAAUUAAUUGCUGAGUAAAUUAAC